This is a messenger RNA of Talpa occidentalis (Iberian mole), 1516 nucleotides long. RefSeq names its product complement C1q like 1 (gene C1QL1). The transcript has 2 exons. Gene Ontology annotation, molecular function: protein binding. Lineage: Eukaryota; Metazoa; Chordata; Mammalia; Eulipotyphla; Talpidae. The record is from RefSeq and is a predicted model, not a curated record. Bases 255 to 1031 code for a protein of 258 amino acids.
AGUCCGGCAGCGCCGCGGGAGGGAGGCGCGAGGCAGGAGCGGGCGACUGGGCUCGGCAGCGCAUCCUGCGCAGCGCGGCGCCCCGUGCCCGGCCCCAUGCCCGCAGCCCCGCCGGACCGCUCCUGAGCGCGGGCGCCUCGCCCGCGCCCCGGCCCUCCGGCACCAUUGCCCCGACGGCGCGGCCGGGCGGCCCGGCGCUCCCGAGGUUCCGCGCCGGCCGGAAAACACUGCUGGCGGCCGCCGCGGGCGUGGUGAUGCUGCUGGUGCUGGUGGUGCUGAUCCCCGUGCUGGUGAGCUCGGGCGGCCCGGACGGCCACUACGAGAUGCUGGGCACCUGCCGCAUGGUGUGCGACCCUUACCCCGCGCGGGGCCCCGGCGCCGGCGCGCGGCCCGACGGCGGCGACGCCCUGAGCGAGCAGAGUGGCGCGCCCCCGCCCUCCACGCUGGUGCAGGGCCCCCAGGGGAAGCCGGGCCGUACCGGCAAACCCGGACCCCCGGGGCCCCCCGGGGACCCGGGCCCUCCCGGCCCUGUGGGGCCACCCGGGGAGAAGGGGGAGCCGGGCAAGACCGGCCCUCCCGGGCUGCCUGGCGCGGGGGGCAGCGGCGCCAUCAGCACGGCCACCUACACCACGGUGCCACGCGUGGCCUUUUAUGCCGGCCUCAAGAACCCGCACGAGGGUUAUGAGGUGCUCAAGUUCGACGACGUGGUCACCAACCUAGGCAACAACUACGACGCGACCAGCGGCAAGUUUACGUGCAACAUUCCCGGCACCUACUUUUUCACCUACCACGUCCUCAUGCGCGGCGGCGACGGCACCAGCAUGUGGGCCGACCUCUGCAAGAACGGCCAGGUUCGGGCCAGCGCCAUCGCCCAGGACGCAGAUCAAAACUACGAUUACGCCAGCAACAGCGUGAUCCUGCACCUGGACGCGGGCGACGAGGUCUUCAUCAAGCUCGACGGAGGCAAAGCGCACGGCGGCAACAGCAACAAAUACAGCACGUUCUCCGGCUUCAUCAUCUACUCGGACUGAGCAUCCCGCGUCCCCCUCCACGCCUCCACCCCAUCCCCAGGAUCCCCCUUGAGGGGGGGAAGGGGGAGCAGAGGAGGAUCCGUCUCCCGCCCAUCCCCAGCUGCCAGUCCUCCCGGCUAUGACGCCCCAGGCCCCCCUCUCCACGCGCCCGGCUGCAGUUAGGUCCUCGCGCUGACUCGCCGCAGAGCUGGGCCCAGCGCGCUGCGUGCAGACCCGGGGAGGCAAUGCUGACCGCCCCUGCCCCGGCCCGCGCUGUAUGUUUGUACAAUAGGACUGUUGACUGCCCUCCUCCGCUCGCCAGCCCUAGCCUUGGGACAGAUCUCAGCCGGGACGGUCCCAGUCCCGAGCUCGGAAGCGCUGUCCUCCUGCUCCCGGGUGGCACCGCCUGGGGGGAGGGUGGGGGGUGGGCUGGGAUAGCUUCCCAGCACCCCCUAAAGCUCCUGCCCCAGUCUGACCAAAGCUACAAUAAAAACAGUUCACCCUGC